This is a messenger RNA of Platichthys flesus (European flounder), 1394 nucleotides long. RefSeq names its product angiopoietin-related protein 5-like. Gene Ontology annotation, molecular function: receptor tyrosine kinase binding. Gene Ontology annotation, biological process: Tie signaling pathway; angiogenesis. NCBI's taxonomy places the organism in Eukaryota, Metazoa, Chordata, Actinopteri, Pleuronectiformes, Pleuronectidae. The record is from RefSeq and is a predicted model, not a curated record. Bases 103 to 906 code for a protein of 267 amino acids. The transcript has 7 exons.
GUUUGAAGGAGGUGUGGCUGUUUAGUCUGAGGGGACAAGGAGCCGUGUCUGUUGUGGAAUUUGACCUGAGCUACAAGUUUCACCGAACACACGCAGGUCAAAAUGAAGAGUCUGGCUCUAUUUGUUGGACUCAUCUUGGUGUUUCUCUCGAGCCAAACAGAAGCCAAACAGACUAAGAAGCAGGGGCCGACAGUUUCUUCCCAAGGCACAGACUGCACGCAGAUCAAAGCUCUCUCUCCACAUGCAUCCAGUGGAGUUUAUGUAAUCCGCCCUCAUGGAGUCAAGACCCCGUUUAAGGUGUACUGCGAGAUGCAGGCAGAUGGAGGCUGGAUGGUGUUUCAGAGGCGCAGCGGAGGAGAGGUUUCCUUCGAAAGAAAGUGGGCUGCAUAUAAGAAAGGUUUUGGAAACCUGACACACGACCACUGGCUCGGACUGAAGCAGGUUUUCACUGUGACCAAGGAUAAGACCAAGACGUGGACCAUGAGGGUGGAUAUAGCGGACCACAAAGGGGUCGCCGCCUUUGCAGAGUAUAAAAACUUCAGACUGGGAAAUGGGAAGAAAGGUUUCAAACUGCAUGUCGGGGAAUACAAAGGAGACGCAGGUGACGCCAUCCGUGGUGCAGACGGAGAGGUUGACCAGAACGGCUACGGUUUCAGCACUUUUGACCGUGACAACGAUGGCUGCUCACCGUGCAUCUUUGGUGACAUUGCUCAAGACCAAUGUACCAGGGUAGAGGGCGGCGCCUGGUGGUACAGCCAAUGUGGUUCUGCCGGUCUGAAUGGUCACUGGCAUCCUUUUGGGGAUCACAUUGGCUACGGCAGCGGCCUCCACUGGCGAACCUGGAAUUCUCACAGGAUGUAUUCGGUGAAGACCAGCAGGAUGAUGAUCAAGGCCACACAUGUUUAACUUCAUGCUGGAUUUUGUUGCAGCCCAGCAAGAUUGGUUUUAAGUUUUAGUACAAAAGUGUCUCUGUCUUUUAAUGUUGUUUAUUCUUUCCAAAUAUCUUCAAAUAUGUCGACAGCUCAGAAACUGCUAAAUGUUAAAAUACAUAUUUAGCCACAAAUGAUUGAAUCUGUUGCUAGAGCUAUGAGCAUCAUCUAUUUACAGAAAUCCCUAAAAUUACAGCAAUUUCUUUGUAAUAGAAACGUCACUCGUCUGAUCUUUUAAUAUUUUGAAAGCAUGGAAAUCAGGAAUUUAAAUUGUAAUGUAAAAAAAAAGUUACUUUGUUGUUGUUUUCAGUGAACUGAGAAUUGUAGUUCAUUUAAUGUAACAAAAUCGAUAUGUAAGGAGCAAUUCGAGGCAAUAGCAGUGCUGCCAAGUCACAAAGUGCAUUUCUGUCAUUAUGAAUCAUGUAUGCGCAAACAGCCAUUAAAGGCUUUUGGGUAACAAUCACA